GAUGUGUUGGUGGUGAACUGCUCGACAGACUUCAUGUCCUCUCACCAGGUGCUAGCCACCUGCCGGACGGCGCUGAAGAAGCAAGGGGUUGUGGGAUUGAACAUGGCUCCGUGCAUGAGAGCCUUCCUGGAGAGGCUGCCUGUUAUGCUGCAGGAGCAGUACUCAUACGAGAAGCCCCACGUCGUGUGUGGAGAACAGCUAGUCCACAGCCCCUACAUGCAGUGCCUGGCCUCCCUGGCCGUGGGGUUACACCUGGAUCAGCUCCUGUGCUCCCCUCCCGUCCCCCCCCACCUCCGCCUCUGUCCCCUGGAGCCAGCCACCUGUACCUGGUCACCCGGCGAGUGGGCGUGGCUAGACUGCUUCUCCACCACGGUGAAGGCAGCGGAGGCCCUGGCUCGGGGCAACACGUUCCCAGAGGCCUUUGCUGUUCCCGACCUGGAGCCUGUAACCAAGGAGGAGAUGGUCCUUCUCAUGGACAACAGUACAUGGGGUUCUGGUAUGGAUGAACAGAUCAUGUCGUGGGCCACCUCCAGACCUGAGGACUGGCACCUGGGAGGGAAGUGUGAUGUGUUUCUGUGGGGAGCUGGUCGACACGGACAGCUGGCAGAGGCUGGCAGAAACAUCCUGGUGCCCACCAACGCACCCUCCUUCUCACAGGCACAACAGGUGGUGUGUGGUCAGAACUGUACGUUUGUGAUUCAGGCUAACGGGACAGUGUUAGCCUGUGGGGAGGGCAGCUACGGCAGACUGGGUCAGGGCAACUCUGAUGAUCUGCAUGUCCUCACCGUCAUCUCAGCCCUGCAAGGCUUUGUGGUGACCCAGCUGGUGACGUCGUGUGGCAGCGACGGUCACUCCAUGGCGCUGACAGAGAGCGGCGAGGUGUUCAGCUGGGGAGACGGAGAUCUCUACUGUAAUAGGGAAGCUGGGACACAGAACGAGUUCUACAAAUGUCCUGCGGGUUCAAGCACUCCCGCGGUGGUGACCGCUGAUGGGAGGCUGUUCUCCUUUGGGAACGGGGACUAUGGCAGGCUUGGGCUGGGAAGCACCUCCAACAAGCUCCCUGAGAAGGUCACUGCGUUGGAGGGGUACCAGGUUGGACAGGUGGCGUGUGGUCUGAAUCACACCGUAGCCGUCUCCGCCGAUGGAAUGAUGGUCUGGGCCUUCGGAGACGGAGACUACGGGAAACUGGGCCUGGGGAAUUCUACCGCCAAGUCCUCACCUCAGAAGGUGGACGUUCUCUGUGGCCUCGGCAUCAAGAAGGUGUCCUGUGGAACUCAGUUCUCUGUUGCCCUCACUAAAGAUGGCAACGUGUACACGUUCGGACAAGACCGACUGAUAGGGCUGCCGGAAGGCCGGGCCAGGAACCACAACCGUCCCCAGGUGGUGCCAGCUCUGUCUGACGUGUUUAUACAGGAUGUGGCUUGGGGGCCGAACACACAUCCACAGGAUGUGGCUGUCAGGGGACAGGUAGAAUACAACACACACUGGUCCUGUCCUCCACCGGAGAGGUCUAUACCUGGGGCAGCAACUCAGAGGGACAGGUAG
Molecule: messenger RNA, 1545 nt
Organism: Oncorhynchus gorbuscha (pink salmon)
Lineage: Eukaryota; Metazoa; Chordata; Actinopteri; Salmoniformes; Salmonidae
Product: probable E3 ubiquitin-protein ligase HERC1
Exons: 10
Source: RefSeq, a predicted model, not a curated record